Aspergillus sclerotioniger CBS 115572 is the source of this 3059-nucleotide messenger RNA. Its product is annotated as glycoside hydrolase. Bases 1 to 2574 code for a protein of 857 amino acids. NCBI's taxonomy places the organism in Eukaryota, Fungi, Ascomycota, Eurotiomycetes, Eurotiales, Aspergillaceae. The transcript has 9 exons. Gene Ontology annotation, biological process: carbohydrate metabolic process. Gene Ontology annotation, molecular function: chitin binding; hydrolase activity, hydrolyzing O-glycosyl compounds. The record is from RefSeq and is a predicted model, not a curated record.
AUGUCUUUCCUUUCCAUCCUGGUGAUUGUUUCUUCUCUCGUUUGCGGGACGGUGGCCAGCACCUGCAGCUACACUCAGGCCGUCGCCGGGGAUGGCUGUUGGAGCCUGGCCGAGCGAUGCGGUAUCACCGAAGCCGAACUGGAAGCCUACAACCCUACAUCCAACUUCUGUAACUCCAUCCAAGUGGGCCAGUAUGUCUGUUGCUCAGCGGGGUCGCUUCCAGACUUCUCCCCCAAGCCCUAUGCCAACGGCACUUGCUACACAUAUACGGUUGAAUCGGGAGAUUCAUGUGCAGCCAUUGCCACUGCACACCAGAUGAAUGUGACGAGCAUAUCCGUCUUCAAUAAACAGACCUGGGGCUGGGCCGGCUGUUUACAUCUUCUGGUCGACCAGAGAAUUUGUCUGAGCGAAGGCAACCCUCCCUUUCCAUCGCCCUUGGAGAAUGCGGUCUGCGGACCCCAGGUUCCAAAUACCACUCAGCCGGCCGGGAUGGCUCCAAGCAACUGGACUAAUCUGAACCCCUGUCCUCUUAAUGCCUGUUGUGACAUCUGGGGCCAGUGCGGUAUCACCCCCGACUUCUGUACCGAUGAUCCUGCUUCCACUGGGGCCCCAGGAACGGCAAAGAACGGAACCAACGGCUGCAUCUCCAACUGCGGCACCAACAUCACUAACAAUGCAGUUAAACCCAGCUCAAUCAAACGGAUUGGUUACUUUGAAAGCUGGAACUUGGAUCGCCCGUGUUUGAACAUGGAUAUCUCAAAGUUUCAGGGGAAUGACUACUAUACCCAUGUCCACUGGGGCUUUGCUAACAUCACGACGGACUUUCAAGUCGACGUCAGCGGUGAUCAAGAUCAGUUCAAUGGUUUGCUCAAUCUUACCGGCAUCAAACGAAUUCUCAGCUUUGGUGGAUGGGGUUUCUCCACGGAUGCUUACACCUAUGAGAUUCUUCGGACUGGUGUGAUGGAUGGUAAUCGCCAGAUCCUCGCCAAGAACGUCGUUGACUUUAUUGUCGAUAAUGGCCUUGAUGGUGUCGACUUUGACUGGGAGUACCCCGGGGCCCAAGAUAUUCCAGGCAUUCCACCAGACUCUACAGAAUCCCCCGAAAGAUAUCUCGAAUUUCUAAGGCUGGUGCGAACUGAGCUACCCACAAACAAGACUUUGUCAAUUGCAGCUCCGGCCUCGUAUUGGUAUCUCAAGAACUUUCCAAUCGCGAACAUGUCUACCGUCGUGGAUUACAUUGUGUAUAUGACCUAUGAUCUUCACGGCCAGUGGGAUUAUGGUUCAAAAUGGGCCGACUCCGGAUGCCCAACCGGUGGCUGCCUUCGCAGUCAGGUGAACCAGACCGAGACGGCAUAUGCUUUGUCUAUGAUCACCAAGGCCGGUGUUCCGGCCAAGAAGGUCGUGCCUGGUCUGGCUCUCUACGGACGCAGCUUCAAGAUGGCCAACUCCACCUGCAGCGGACCUCAAUGCCACUUCACCGGGCCGGACUCGGGCGCGGAACCAGGACCAUGUACUGAAACCGCCGGUUAUAUCUCCAACUACGAAAUCUACCAGAUCAUUGGCGAAGCUGAGAAUCCCGACGUAUACGGCCCCAGCAACAUCACCCAGUACUACGACCAGGGAGACAUACUUAUCUACGACACGGACAAUUGGGUCUCGUGGCUCAGUCCAGCCAGUUACGCCUCGCGACGGAGCUGGACCGACAGGCUGAAUUUCGCCGGCACCUCCGACUGGGCCGUGGAUUUGAACCAAACCUAUCUGAACAAUGGAACCGGGGACGCCGUGAGCAUCGACCUUGGCGAUAACUACUCCUUCUGUGACUACACCAAGAACUACACCAGUCUGGACGAUCUGUAUGCUGCUAGUGGAAGCCUGCAUACUGAGUGUAUUGCAUUCUACUCUUUGCAAGUUCUGAUUGACAUGCUUGAUGUGGCUUACGCCAACUACACCAACGUCAACAAUGGUUACGAUGACCUGUUCGGGUACUAUGUCACAUACAUGAAGGACCUGGUACCGGAGGUCCUGGUUUACGACUUUAUACAAGAAAUGAGCUACGAAGCCACGACCCUCACGAUCUCCAACCAAACCGGCUACGAAACCGCGCUCACCAACGCCGGCAUCGACGAAGACUGGGUUGAAUACGGUGCAUACACCUACUCCCUCGAGGACGCACAACCCCACGCAAGCCGGGACUUCAAGUACAAGUUCAAGGAUUUCCCCGUGAAGAACGCCUCCAUGGUUGUUCCCAACCCCAAGGAUAUUGUGACCCAGGGGAUCGGGAGUAUCCCGGAUCUGCGGAUAGCCAUGCAGGCAACGUUGUUGGAUAUUGCACUCGGGCAAUGGUUUAAUGGCUCGGUGGCAGAUGCGGCAGAGGCGUAUAGUACACCGGUAUUUAUUCUGAUGCAGGCGAUUGAUGAUAUGGCGAAUGCGAAGAAGUUGGGCGAAGAGGAGAAGAAAGAAGAGGAGGAGGAAGAAAGACGGAAGAAGGAUUUUAUUUUGCUCAUCGUGAGCGUCGUACUUAUGGUAUGUAUUCCAUUCCCCCUUUCUUCCCCCUCACAGCAUCCCACUUACUGACACCAUCAACAACCAGUUCGUCCCCAUCAUCGGCGAAGAAGCUGCUGCCGCCGCCGGACUCGCCGAUCUGGCUCGCGGCAUUGCCCUCGCCGGGGAACUUGGCAACAGCGCCCUGGCAUUGUACGAUACCGUCGAGGACCCCAGUUCGGCCGUCGUCAAUAUCCUCGGCAUGUUGUUUGGAGUGGGUACCAUUACCAAGGUCGCGCGCGAUGGCGAAGGUCUCGCGGCGGUGGCGAAGCUGCGGAGGGAAAUGUCCGCCACUGAAGUAUCGGCUUUGGGCACGAUUUUCAAGGAUAAUGAUGAUGUUUUGCAGUCGAUUAUGAAGGUGUGUCGGUAUUGAGCUGUGUUGGGUGGAGAUGGCUGGGUUAGGAAGGGGUUGGGGGUUUUGCUGGUCGGGAUGUAUACAUUCAGGGAGGAAGGGAGGGAUGGACCAGGCUCAGUGUCAUUCUUUGGUUCGACUUUUUCCUAGUGUUCUUUUUUGUUUC